AUUUGGAUUGUUUUAGAUUUUAAUGGAGUCCACUCAUGAGAUUCCUGACACAGGGAGAAUCCAGGGGCAUCUCAGUCGUCUAGUCCGGCCAUUGGCUCCAACAAGUGGUCAGCACUCAACAAUUUUUAUACGACGUGGUACACAUGAUGAUGACAUUGUUGAAUCUGAUGUUGAGUUGGAAAUUUCUGAUCUCAUCGAGGCUGAAAAAGAUCCUCCACAAAAGAUGGGGAACCCUUUGAUCGAAGUAACUGAUGAAAAUAAAAAAGCUGCUCAAAUAUCAAAAGCAAAAGCCAACGAGGCAAUAUCUGACGGUAAGUUUAGUGAAGCCAUAGAUUAUUUGACGGAAGCAAUCAUGUUGAAUCCGAUGUCUGCAAUUAUGUACGCAAAUAGAGCAAGUGUGUUCAUCAAACUGAAGAAACCAAGCGCUGCAAUACGAGAUGGUAAUGCGGCUUUACAGAUCAACCCUGACUCAGCAAAAGGGCAUAAAGCACGAGGGAUAGCAUUGGCGAUGUUGGGAUCAUGGGAAGAUGCGGUUGAUGAUUUGCAUGUGGCUGCGAAGUUGGAUUUUGAUGAGGAAAUUGACUCAACUCUAAAGAAGGUUGAAACUAAUGCAAAGAGAAUGAAAGAGCAUCGUAUAAAAUAUGACCGCUUGCGCGAAGAAAAAAAGUUGAGAGAAAUUGACCAGAAAAAAAAGAAGCGCGAAGAUGCUGAGAGUGCGUCUGUUUUAAAAGAUGGAGAAGUGAUUAGGAUUCGUUCUGCUAGUGAGUUAGAAAAAAAGUUAAAUGCUGCUUCAAAGAUAGGACGGCUCACAAUUCUCUGUUUCACCGCACCAAGCUGUGGGCCCUUGAGCGUAAUCUCAACCUUAGCAACACAAUAUCCGAAAGCCGUAUUCCUGAAAGUUGAUAUUGAAGAGGUUAAAGAAGCUACUGGUGAAUGGGACAUCACUAUGGUCCCGUGUUUCUCUUUUGUGAAGAACGGUAAAGAGGUUGAUAAAGUUGUUGGAGUUGACAAAACUUCGCUCGAGAAGAAAAUUGCCCAGUAUUCUUGAGAUCACUUCUUGAUAUAAGCGUAAAUAAAUAAAAAAGGAGAAUUCUGCAAGUUGUUUGAUGACUAAUCUUGUUUAGGGCAAGUAGAAUAGUUGAUUGAGAUUGUUGUUAAAUGAGAGAUAUAGAACAUUGUUACGUUCUGGUUUGUUGAAAAUACAGAGACAAAGAAAAGGUUCUUGAAUGAUGCAUUUUGGUAAAUAUAUUUUGAUUUGAUUUCAUGAG
Molecule: messenger RNA, 1268 nt
Organism: Erythranthe guttata (spotted monkey flower)
Lineage: Eukaryota; Viridiplantae; Streptophyta; Magnoliopsida; Lamiales; Phrymaceae
Source: RefSeq, a predicted model, not a curated record